Molecule: messenger RNA, 1434 nt
Organism: Paraglomus occultum
Lineage: Eukaryota; Fungi; Glomeromycota; Glomeromycetes; Paraglomerales; Paraglomeraceae
Source: the annotation of a GenBank genome assembly
AUGUCCUAUGAACGAGAACCAUUAUUAAGUGCUGAUCCAACAACCCACGACCUUUAUAACACAGUCGAAAGAGAUAUAAUAAGAGGACGCCAGUAUGGAUGGUGUGAACGCUUUCGACGAUCCAAAACGGCAGUUGUGUUGAUUGCAGCUAUGGCUUUAUUUACCGAUAUGGUUGUCUAUGGAAUAGUCGUACCGAUAUUGCCUUUGAUUGUCAAAGAAAGACUUGAGCUUGAUUCACAGGCAGUCGGAUUCCUGUUUGGUUGUUAUGCACUUGGUCUAUUGGGGGCUACACCUUUCUUUGCCAUACUCAGUGACCGUUAUCAGACUCGCAAGUUGCCAAUGUUACUGGGUAUGGGUAGCCUUGCCAUUUGCACGCUCUUUUUUGGAAUUGCCAAGACAUACUGGCAACUUGUUAUCGCACGUAUUGCUCAGGGUGCGGCUGGUGGAGCAUCGUGGACAAUAAGUCUUGCAAUGCUUGCGGAUAGAUUCGGUCAAGGGGAAAAACUGGGAGUUGUCAUGGGGACGGUAUUAUCGGCCAACACCAUAGGUGCUAUUACUGGACCGAUCAUAGGGGGUGCAUUAUACCAAUACUGGGGAUAUGCAUCUCCUUUCGUGUUCUGUGCGAUUUUAGCCUUUUUUGAUUUUCUAUCCAUAUUAAUGAUUGUCGAACCACAUGAGCUGCAAGAGGAUAACUUACUCGAUGACACUCGAAUGAAUACCGAAGAGAACGGGACCCCGGUUGGAAAUCUUGCAAUAAAUAAUGAUCUAUCACUUUGGAGCUUGGUUAGAAAUUGGGACGUUAGCACUGUUUGCGUAGCUGUUCUGAUGAUUGCAAGUGUCUUUUCAGGCAUUGAACCCAUUCUUCCGAUAUACCUCAAAGAGAGAUUUAACAGCGACCCAACAACCAUCGGCUUUAUCUACAUUUCGGUCAUUAUUCCCACAAUAAUUUCUCCUAUCGUUGGAUCGUUGUCACAGAAAGUAGGCCAGUGGCUAUUGAUCAAUGCGGGAAUGAUCUUACUCGCAAUAGCUGCUGCUCUAAUAGCGUUACCGUUUGCUCUGGAAUUGAUCAUAGUUUCAUUAGUGUUAUUUGGUGCUGCAUAUUCGGUAGCCAGUACACCGACGCUCCCGCUGUUGGGCGAAUUCGUGGCCAAAAACGGAGGGGGCGCUUACGGGCAAGUGUACGCUCUCUGGAAUAUGGCUUACUCGGUAGGAAUGUUGGCUGGUCCCGUAAUUGGUGGAGUAUUAUUACAGUAUUUUGGAUUUUUUUGGGCUAUGAUGGGAUUUGCCAUAACACUCUUUGUUACUGCUUUAUUCAUAAUGGGAGAGAGUUAUGUUUUCCUUUUGUUUGCAAAUGCAGAUAGCGGCAUUCUUUCUGAUAGUCCGAGUGCUGUAGCACUGGUUCAAGACGAUAUCUUGAUAUCGAAUAUAGAUUAA